CUCCGUGCUGGGAGGGCUGCACGGGGAGCGAGAGGGACAAAACAAAAGCUGCACAUUUCAACCAACAGGCGCUGGUCGCUCUUUUUUUUCUUUUUAUGUCAAUCAGAACGAUUUCGACUCCACGUUCAUAUUAAUAUCUGCUCCACGGCAAUAUUAUACAAAUCCCGCAUCAUGCCCAGUAGCACUUCUUUGCUGGAGGCCGACGAGGGAGAGUCCGAGGUCCCACCGCCGCUAGUACACGCUUUCGCCGGUAUGGGCCUUGACGAGCACCACGGUACCCAGAGCCAGAGCGCCGACCAAGGGGAUGAAAGCCUCUCCUUCCUCCACCACCAGCUCCCCGCGGCUCCUCACUUCAGCCUCCUCGGUACGGUGUUAGACUUGAAGCCCCUGCCUCUGCACCGGCCGCCCUCGGGGGAUGAGGUGAAGACCACGGCGGCGCCCGGGGACGAAGAGUCGGAGCUCGUCGACUCCUCGGGAUGCACCGGCGGCUCGCUGCUGGCGCAGGCCCACCGCCACCAGCAGCACCACCUCCCGUCGGGCCCGGCCGGCUCCGCGAUGCCGGCCGGGAUGGAGCACGUCCAGACGGUCCUGUUGUACAACGGAGGCGACCAGGACGACGCCACCGUCGGCGGCAGCGCCCUGCUCCCGCCCGGCGGCAUGGCGGUGCUGCCGCCGGGCGUGUUCGGCGAGUCCGGAUACGAAACCGAAGCGUCGCUGUUGGCCCGGCGAAAGAGCGUCAACACGACCGAGUGCGUGGCGGUGCCGAGCUCCGAGCACGUCGCGGAGAUCGUGGGCAGACAGGGCUGCAAGAUAAAGGCCCUCCGCGCCAAGACCAACACCUACAUCAAGACGCCGGUGCGCGGCGAGCAGCCGGUCUUCGUCGUGACGGGCCGCAAGGAAGACGUGGCCAUGGCGAAGAGGGAGAUCCUGUCUGCGGCCGAGCACUUCUCCCUCAUCCGAGCGUCCCGCAACAAGACGGGCCCCCUCUCCGCCGCGACGGGCUCGGGCGCGCCCGCGCUCCCCGGACAGACGAGCAUUCAGGUGCGGGUACCCUAUCGUGUUGUUGGGCUGGUUGUGGGUCCCAAAGGGGCAACCAUCAAGCGCAUUCAGCAGCAGACACACACCUACAUUGUGACGCCCAGUCGGGACAAAGAGCCUGUAUUCGAGGUCACAGGGAUGCCGGAGAACGUUGACCGGGCGAGGGAGGAGAUCGAGGCGCACAUUGCCCUCCGCACUGGGACCGGUGGGGGAAUUGAGGUCCCGGGUGUAGACAACAACGACUUUCAAUUCAACGGGACAGACGUCAGCUUUGAGAAUUCUGCAGCAUCAGCCGGGUUGGGAAAGGCCGGGUGGCUUCAUGCAGGUGCAUCGCCAUCGAGUGGUGGUGGUGGUGGUGGUGGUGGCUUGUUGCCAAUGAGCAUCAAUGGUACUCAGCAAAUCAAUAGCAAUAUUAACAGUGGUGUCAGGAUGUCUUCCAACUACCGCAAUGACAGCUCCAGUUCACUUGGCAGCGGCUCCAGCUCAGCCGAUUCUUUCUACGGCAGUGGGAAUGGUAACCGAAAUGCAGAUUUGAGCCCCACCUGUGCGUUUAAUGCCAAUGCCAAUGCUAACAACAACAACAACAACAGCAGCAGCAGCAGCAGUGCUGGCAGUACAGCUCCGUGGUUUGGUGAUAGCCUUCUUCCUGUGGGGUCCGAGGAGCUGGUCAGCCUGGGAGGUGGAGGCUCCUCGUCAGGAUUUGACCCGUUAACCAUCUCCACUGCCCAAGCCUCUCACCCUGCUGCACAGCCCAAGUUCUGGAGUUCCUUCGUGGACCACCAACCCCUCCAGGCAUUCGACGUUCUUCAGUCUCAGACCAGUCAGCCUGGGACACCCCGGCUCUCUCCAACCUUCUCUGGGACAGAAGCCUUGGAACACCCUCAGGCCCAGCGUGUUCACCGGGGGUCUUUUGGUUCGGCCGGGACCCUUGAUGCCCACAGGUUCCCCUCUUACAGCUCGGCCUUCUCCUCCUCCAGUGAGAGCACCGCCUCCUCUUCCUCCCCUCCUGACUCGUCCCUCUUUUAUCGACCAGGGCUCGGAUCAGCAGCGGGGCGAGGACAGGAGAUAUGUAUUCACUGUAUGGACAACCAGGUGAUCGCUGCCUUGGUUCCCUGUGGCCAUAACCUGUUCUGUCUCGAUUGUGCCACCCAGAUAUGCCAGGGUCCAGAAGCCGUGUGCCCCGUGUGCCUGUCUCCAGUCACACAGGCCAUUCAGCUCCGCAACAUGUGAUUCAUAAUCCAAUUCACCUGUAUGGCUGACGAGGGAUCAGCCUCCCCAACACUACCAACUCACUUGUGUGGGGAAAUUACAAAACUGACCCCGAAUCAGUUUCUAGGUGUGUCCUCACCCCCAAUAUUGUCAAAGCUGGUGUUGACAAAGGUGAGGAAGAAUAGAUGAAUAAGGAAUGAUGCGUAUUCAGGGCAUGGGUUAGGCUUUUGAGCCCGUUCAUGUGCCUGCUAUUGUGAAGUCUUCUUCCUUGAUUGAUAAAUCAAUGCGUGGGUCAGAAGCCCUCUAUGUAGCAACGGGUGGGGUGAGAUAUACAUAGAUAUAUAAUUUUUUUUCCCAUUCUCAUUUUUGAUUUACAUUAUCUUCCCCUGAAAAAUCUAUUCAUCCGUUUUUGCCUAACUAUAUUUUAUAUAUAUUUUUAAAAAUGUUAAUAUUUUUUAAAAACCCUUUUAGAUCUCUAUAUUGAACUCCAUAAUGUUGACGUUUUGGGUCAAAGUAUUUUUUUGGGGUCUACAUCUCAAAAGUUUUUCUUUUUUGUUUUUAACUUUUGCUGCUACUGUUGUUUUAAUGUGCUGAAAUAUGGCCCAGCCCCUGUUCCUCUUAAUCAAUUUUGCUCAUGGCAAGAAACGGAGGGAAAUAAAAGAGGUGAGCAUGUUUACAUAAAGUGAGUCCCACAUAUGAAUAUUCACAAUUUAAUAGUAUUCUCCUUGUUACCGCAGCAUUUGAAUGCCUACAACAGUAAACUGGAUAUGUACAUAUGCCACAUUAUUCCGGCAAAUGCCUCUGUCCCAGAUCAUUUGCAUGAUUAUUAUCAGGCUGGUCCAGUGUAUUUGUUCUACUUUAAAUAGGACAUCUUGUUUACAUGCCCAAGAUCCUAAAUCAGAACAUUUGAUCAUCCCAGAUAAUCGCAGCAUAUUGAUACGCAUGCGAACGCACCCACACAGGGUUUUUAAACCAGGUGGGUUCAAAGUUGUCCUGCCCCAGUUGCAACCUCUCGUUGCCACUGGAUUCUUUAUUUCCCAGAUUGGAACCAACAAGUGGGUAACUCCUUUUUUGUAAAGUACGAGGAUGUUGCACCACUUCAGUAUCGCCACGUUGCUUUCCAUUUCUACUAUUUACUGUUUAUGGUAAACUUGUGCCUAAUUCUGUUCUAAGUAAACAAAAAGAAACGACUGGUCUGGUGAACACACAGUGUCACUCUGUCGUAAAACAAACUUGUGGCCUUUUUUUUGAAAGCCUGUAAUUAACUAAAGACGCUAUCUCCAAAUCCGAUUCCGAUCUUGGCUUGAAAGAACACAAGCGGAUAGACUGAAGUCUUAAAGUAUUUGUCUAAGUUCAAUCUCUUAAAUGCAUCUUCCUGGAACAAAGAUUAUCACAGGGUUUUUUUUUUCUGUUGCUUCCUGUUUCGGUGAGCCUUCCACAAGUAUUGGCCAUAUACUGCUUUCUUUUUUUACACCCAAACACUCCAAUGUUCAUAUUUCUUCCCUCUCAUUGUUUUUCUUCUUUUUCCUUUUUGUUUGUAUCUCAAUUUCAUCCUGGUUUGCGAAACCGUGUGCUGGUUAUCGGACAGAAAGAAGGAUAUGCACAGCUUGUACCUUUGGUGACAUUCCUCCUCCCCUAUGUCGCAGUUACUUCUUUAGGUGAUGCGGAAAGUUAAUACUUGAGCCUCACCUGGGAGCCAAGAGAGAUGAUAUUCUCCGAAACUCUGCUCUGAAGACAGAUGUCAUCUGUAACAAGGCCCCGUACUGCACAGACAGGCUGCUGACGUGAAGCCAUCUCAAUGGUAUCCUUCUCUUUCACCUGAAUGUUCUCUCAUUCGGAUUGCUCCAUCCGGUGGCCGUUGGCCAUUUUGUGUCUUUGUUGGUAGUAGUCAGCAAAAAUAAUUCCACAUGGGAUGCAACAUUGAGAUGGUAGACCCUUAUCACUCUACUCCGUUUUUUAUUUUGUUAUGUUUUCAUCUGCCAGGCCUAUGCAAAAACCGUCUCAGUAUCCUAACAAUGGGAGGAAGCAGUAGAUGCAUUAAAACUCCUCGGAUUUUGUUUUUCAGAGCUCAAACAAUCUUGGACUUCAACUUUUAGACAGACAAGUCCCUUAUGUUUUUUCUAUGACAUUUUAAUCGGGGCUCACCCAUCAUCACCCGCUUUGACGCAGUGUUGAAAUGUUUCAAUGGUACACACUAUGCUCCAUGUUUCAUCAGCUCCUUUGCUGUUGUCUUGGGCCCAAGGAAGCACAGCCUUCCCCCACACCUUAUUACACUAUUGACUUGUUGUUCUUCUCCCAUUAAACGUGUGAAGAAAAGGUACUAUUUGGUGGAAAUCAUCUCAAACUUUAGCUUUAAACACCAGUGUUUCUCUAGAUUUUUUUUGUUGAAUUGAGUUGAUGGACAUUUCAAAAGGCGAAGCGGCUGGAAUGGUUUAAUCUUGGACUCUGCUGACACUACAUAAGAUCAAUAUUUUUGCUUUUCCGCGUGGACUUCGGACUGCAGUCCUCCUCUAGCAUUCCAGCUGUAAACGGUAUUUGGUCAUUUAAAUGCUUAGCUGUUUCAUAAAUAUCUUCUCUCACAUCUAUGAUUGAGGCCUCUUGGGGAUAUUGUCCCACACCGUGCAAAACCCCCACCUGCUCCUGCUCCCUCUGGUCUUCUAUCCGUCCUGUUUUUUUUUUGGACGUCUCUCAGAAGGGUCCCUCUUUCUUUGCUCUCUCUGAGGGAAUGCAAUAUUCUGUCGGCCCACAGUUUGACACGAUUUUAUUGACAUUUUAGUGUAUGUAUUAUAUAAUAUUACUGUUAAUGACUGAUUAGUAUACAGAACUUAUUUUAUUUUGUUACAUUUCAUAUAUAUAUACAUAAAUAUAUCUAUAUUCAAAUGUUUACAAUAAGAUUUUUUAUUAUUUUCUUUCUUUUUUUACUUUUCUCUGAGUGAUCAAAUGAGUUGGAAACUCAAGUGUUGCAGGAGAGUGUUAAUGCUAUCUGCUUGUAGUCUAGUUAUUAGUUCACAGUAUUGAUGAUAAGUGUUGAUAGCCGCAGUUUAACCUAGUGGAAAAUGGAAUGUGCAUCACAAGCAUGUCUUCAUAAUGUACCGCCAAUGUAAAACGUCACACUGCAACUGUAAAAAGGCCAAGGACUCAGGCUGACUGUCAUGUCUGUACACCAUCGAAUGAUGAACGGUAUACUGUAAAAUGUAGUUUAUCUAUAUAGAAAUACAUAAUGUUAAGCUGUACCAACAGUUCAAAGUAUUUGCUAAUUUUACUACACUUUUGUUUUGUAUAUGUGGGGGGAGUCUUAUGGCAUAUAAAUUCUUCAAAUUGAGUCAGGAGUUUAAAAGCAGACUAUAUUUUAUAACGGCCUUUUAAGUUAUUGCGGCCAAAGCACUGAUAUAUAUUUGCUGUAAAGAGAAUUUAAGAGUUUUAUUUUUCUGAUAUUAAAGUUACUUAUUAAAGACAGUUUCAUUUAAAGCCA
Molecule: messenger RNA, 5719 nt
Organism: Scophthalmus maximus (turbot)
Lineage: Eukaryota; Metazoa; Chordata; Actinopteri; Pleuronectiformes; Scophthalmidae
Product: RNA-binding protein MEX3B-like
Exons: 5
Coding region: 172-2268 (698 amino acids)
Molecular function (GO): RNA binding
Source: RefSeq, a predicted model, not a curated record